AAAUUCUAACCUUUAAAUUCUUGAUCUGUAGAAAACAAUAUAGGUCUAUAUAUAUGUUAUUUUUCUAUUUUUGGAAUAAUUUGAUUUCAUAAACAAAAAGGCCGAUGAAAAAACUUAACAUCCAACUGCACGAAAGUGUGCGCUAUAAAUUCUAUGUCGUUUAAAUAUAUAUUUAAAAUAAUAUGUAACAAAAAGUUCUCUUAAAUAACAGUAUUAAACAAAGUGAUAAUUAGUAAUAAUGUUAUUGCAAUGUUACUUAAGACACUGUGGUACAAAGACGUUACCCAGUUUAUCCAGAAUUCAAGAAUACUCGACUAAUAAUUUUCCCUCGCAAGCUCAAGUUGUAAUAGCCGGCGCUGGAGUGGUAGCUAAUUCAGUGGCAUAUCAUUUGGUUAAAAGUGGUUGGAAAGACGUCGUCGUAGUUGAACAGGAUAAAAUUGGUAGCGGGUCUUCUCAUUUCGGUUCAGGAAUUUUGGGCCUUUUUAAACCAAUAGCUCAUCGAAAUGUCAUUUGGUAUAGCAUCAGUUUGUAUAAAGAGUUACAAAAUAUGGGUUACGAUGUUGGAAUGAGACAGUGUGGAAGCUUAAAUCUUGCCCAAACCAAAGACCGGCUCAUUGCUCUCAAAAGAAGAGUUGCAUAUAAUACUCCAUCAGGUUUAAAUUGUGUAUUUCUUAAUCGUAAAGAAGUACAAGAACUACAUCCUUAUAUUAAAACGGAUGAUAUAGAAGGUGCAGUUUAUGUUCCUGAAGAUGCUGUUAUUGAUCCCAAAUCUAUUUGCGAUGUUUUGGCUUUAUUGGCCCGACAAGGUGGAGCAACCUAUAUUGAAAAUACGACCGUGCAACAAGUUUUUACAAAUAAUUCUUGUGUCUACGGAGUCGAGACUGACAAAGGCGUUAUUAACUGCGAAUACUUUAUAAACUGUGCCGGAAUGUGGGCUAGGGAGUUAGGACUACAAUGUAAUCCGAAAGUUCGUAUUCCAGCUUAUCCAGCUGAGCACUUUUAUGCUGUGACAGGUACAUUAUCACAGAAAAUGAAUGAAACCCUUCCUAUAGUAAGAGACUAUGAUAGCCACACUUACGCAAGAGAGUAUAACAAUGGUUUAAUGAUUGGUUGGUUUGAGCCAGAAGCUAAACCGGCUUUUGAGAAAGGCAAAGUGCCUAAAGACUGGGAAAAACAUAUUAAUGUAGAUUUAAAACAUAUUGAACCCCUUUGGGAAAAUGCAGUGUCUCGUUUUCCUAUUUUAAAAAGUUGUUCCAGUCCCAAAGUCGUCAAUUCUCCUGAUAACUUCACUCCCGAUGGAAGGUGGAUUUUAGGUGAAGCGCCAGAAGUAAAAAAUUACUUUGUGGCAUGUGGAAUGAAUGGCAAUUCACUUCAAGGCGCAGGUGGCAUAGGUAAAGCGGUAGCAGACUGGAUAAUUGAAGGAGAGCCAAAACAAGACUUGCUGCCUUUUAUCCUACAGAGAUUUUUAAAUGUGCAUAAUGGUAGGCAUUAUUUAAAACAAAGAAUCAAAGAAAUUGUAGGCAAGCACUAUUCAAUACUGUAUCCAUUUCAGUGUGAAUAUAAAUACGCAAGGGAAUUAAGAUGUUCUCCAUUAUACAGCGUUUUAGAAACUAGAGGAGCCGUUUUUGGCAUCAAAAUGGCGUACGAACGAGCUUUGUAUUUUGAUUCUACUUAUAAAAGAGGUGAACCAAAACGAGAAAUGCCCCAGGGUACAUUUUUUAAGCCGCACUUCUUUGAUUUCAUGAAGGAGGAAUAUGUUGCGUGCAUAGAAGGAGUUGGAAUUAUAGACAUGUCAUCUUUCUCUAAAGUUGAAAUUAAGUCAUCAGGGAAUGAGGUAGUAGAAUAUCUUCAAAGAAUAUGUUCGAAUGAUAUAGAUAUUCCUGUAGGCUCCAUUGUUCACACUGGUAUGCAGAAUGUUAGAGGUGGUUACGAGAAUGAUUGUAUGCUUGUUAGGCAGUCUCCUAACAGUUAUUUUAUGGUUUCUCCUACAAGUCAGCAAACCAGGGUUUAUGAAUGGAUGAAGAGAAAUUUGCCAUUCAAAGCUGCUGUUCAUUUAAAUGACGUCACUUCAAUGUAUACUGUACUAAAUGUUGUUGGGCCCAAGGCAGUAAAAUUAUUAAGCGAAUUAUCAAAUAGUGACUUAAAUGUUGCUCCCUUUUCCUAUAUGAAAGUCAAUAUAGGAUAUGCAUCAGACGUAAUGGUUAUGUCAUUUACACAUACUGGAGAACCAGGGUAUUGCCUCUACAUCCCAUCUGAAUAUGCCUUGCAUGUAUACUAUAAAUUAAUGUCAGUUGGGAGAGACUAUGGUGUUCGAGACGUUGGUGUUAUGACACAAAGAUUUAUGAGAAUUGAAAGAUUUAUCCCAUUCUGGGCUGAAGAGCUUAGCAGUUUCACCACACCAUUUGAAGCUGGCAAUGGCUGGAGCGUCAAGAUAGAGAAAAAAGAAAAUUUCAUAGGAAAAGCUGCUUUGCAAAGGCAAAAGGAAAAGGGUGUCCAAAAGCAGUUGGUGUUCUUCCAUUUCAAUAAUAUAGAUCCAGAUGUGGACAUAUGGCCUUGGGGUGGAGAGCCUGUGUAUAGGAACAAUGAAUUUGUUGGGACUGUCACAUCUGCUGGAUUUGGAUUUUCAGCGAACAAAUUGAUUGGUUUGGGAUUUAUUAGGAAACCCGCUAAAGAUGGUGAUAAGAUAGUCACAAACGAUUACAUUCUUUCAAAAAAUGCGGUAUAUGAAGUCGAUAUUGCUGGACAUAGGUUUAGUGCUAGUCCAUAUUUACAUGCACCUGCUAUUCCAACAAUAAAUAACGAGAAGAAAAAGUAUAGGCCGACGCCCAUCAAAUAUAAGAGUGAUAUUUCAGUAUAAUUGGUACCUACUGAAAUAACUGAUAAUUUUAUUACUUGAUCUAGUCAAUUGUACUUAUGUUAUUGUAAUUGACCGAGCAAUACAAGAAAAUUGGAAUAAAUAAGAUUUCCUACAAAAUUACCACCAAAAAAUGGGUAAUGUUUUAGUGUCACAACAGGUACUACUUCUUAUCCUUAUUUUUUAUAUAUAAUGUAUUUAUUAAAACUUUCAUACUUAUCGUAACAAAUGUACUAUAAGGUCAAUUUAUACAUAAAUAUAAUAUAUUAUAUUUUUGUACAAUAAUUGUCAUUAAGUGUAUUGUUAUUAUUGUAUAAUAAUAAUUGUCGAUAAGUCAUUAUAAUAAAUUAUUUAUUGUAAUGACUUAUCGCGUAAAGAGAACAUUAUUUAUUUUGAUUUAUGCACUUUUAGUGGCUAUGUGUCCAGAUUUACCUUGAUUUGGUCAUUACAAAUAUAUAACAAAUUAGUAGGAAUACAGAUACAAUACCUAAUAAUAUUACAUUUAUUAGGUUGCAAUAAUACAUGUAUUAGGUUGUAAUAAUACAUUUAUUAGGUUGUAAUAAUACAUUUAUUAUGCAAUAAAUAAAGCAAAAUUCUCCUUUGUGCACAUAUAAAACUUAAGGUUUUUUCUAACACAUCAAUAGAACUUAA
This is a messenger RNA of Sitophilus oryzae (rice weevil), 3505 nucleotides long. Its product is annotated as pyruvate dehydrogenase phosphatase regulatory subunit, mitochondrial-like. Gene Ontology annotation, molecular function: protein binding; oxidoreductase activity. Lineage: Eukaryota; Metazoa; Arthropoda; Insecta; Coleoptera; Curculionidae. The transcript is spliced from 15 exons. The coding region runs from base 239 to 2857 and encodes 872 amino acids. Gene Ontology annotation, cellular component: mitochondrial matrix; cytoplasm; mitochondrion. The record is from RefSeq and is a predicted model, not a curated record.